CUCAUCAUCAGUGUGUGCUGCAGCUUACAUCCAUCCCCAGAAGAUGUCCUGCUAUGAUUUGUGCUCCACCACCACCGGUGGCAUCAGCUGCCCCCAGCCCAUCGCUGACAGCUGCAAUGAGCCCUGUGUCCGGCAGUGCCCCGACUCCACAGCCGUGAUCCAGCCACCUCCUGUUGUUGUCACCUUCCCUGGGCCCAUCCUCAGCUCCUUCCCCCAGCAAGCUGUGGUGGGAUCCUCUGGAGCGCCCGUUCUUGGGGGCUUUGGGGGCUCCUCCCUGGGCAUUGGGGGUCUGUAUGGCUAUGGAGGCUCCUCACUGGGCUAUGGGGGUCUGUAUGGGGGCCUUGGGAGCUAUGGGAGCUAUGGAAGCUCCUCUCUGGGCUAUGGGGGUCUGUAUGGGGGCUCCUCCCUGGGCUAUGGGGGCCUUUAUGGCUAUGGUAGGUCCUAUGGUUCUGGCUAUUGCAGCCCUUACUCCUACCGAUAUAGCAGAUAUCGUCGUGGCAGCUGCGGGCCCUGCUAAAUCAUGCAGAAAUAACCUACAAGAAUAUCCAGUGACUCCGUGAUACAUAGCAGUAGUCCCAAAGGAGAUGAAGUUGUGAUUGGUCCCAUCCCACUGCAGUGGAGCUGGGAGCACACAGAGCAUCUUUAAUCGCCUCACAUUCUACUCAUGGCUUCUUUGAAUAUUUUUUCCUCCUGUGCGUACAGUUUGGUGGUUACUAUAAGCAAUCUUAAUCCUUAUGAAAUGAUAUUUCACCAAAGAAUAAUUAUGGAAUGAUCUGUCUGCACUCCAAUGUUUA
Messenger RNA from Tympanuchus pallidicinctus (lesser prairie-chicken), 794 nucleotides. RefSeq names its product scale keratin-like. The coding region runs from base 44 to 517 and encodes 157 amino acids. The record is from RefSeq and is a predicted model, not a curated record. The transcript has a single exon. NCBI's taxonomy places the organism in Eukaryota, Metazoa, Chordata, Aves, Galliformes, Phasianidae. Gene Ontology annotation, molecular function: structural constituent of cytoskeleton. Gene Ontology annotation, cellular component: intermediate filament.